Geosmithia morbida is the source of this 1953-nucleotide messenger RNA. Its product is annotated as double-strand break repair protein MRE11. Lineage: Eukaryota; Fungi; Ascomycota; Sordariomycetes; Hypocreales; Bionectriaceae. Gene Ontology annotation, cellular component: nucleus; Mre11 complex. Bases 1 to 1953 code for a protein of 650 amino acids. The transcript is spliced from 4 exons. Gene Ontology annotation, biological process: double-strand break repair via homologous recombination; telomere maintenance; mitotic G2 DNA damage checkpoint signaling. The record is from RefSeq and is a predicted model, not a curated record. Gene Ontology annotation, molecular function: DNA endonuclease activity; 3'-5'-DNA exonuclease activity; manganese ion binding.
AUGACGGAGGCGGACACGAUCCGCAUCUUGAUCGCGACGGAUAACCAUGUGGGCUACGAAGAGAGAGACCCCAUCCGUAAGGACGAUAGUUGGCAGACGUUUGACGAAGUCAUGAAUAUUGCCCGCACACAAGAUGACCCAGACAUCAAUGUCGCCAUCCCUGUUUUCUCCAUUCAUGGAAAUCACGACGAUCCAUCGGGCGAUGGAAACUUUUGUUCCCUGGAUUUGCUUCAGGCCAGCGGGCUGCUCAACUACUUUGGCCGGAUUGCCGAAGCUGAUAACAUCCAAGCCAAGCCGAUACUCCUACAAAAGGGCGUUACCAAGCUAGCCCUGUUCGGUCUGAGCAACGUCCGGGACGAGCGCAUGUUUCGCACAUUUCGCGACCACAAGGUCAAAUGGUUUCGACCAGGAUCGCAGACAGGCGAAUGGUUUAACCUCUUGACAGUGCACCAGAACCACCAUGCGCAUACGGCGACAUCAUACCUCCCCGAGAAUGUGCUGCCGGAUUGGAUGGAUUUGGUGGUAUGGGGUCACGAGCACGAGUGCCUGAUCGAUCCCACACGGAACCCAGAAACAGGGUUUCACGUCAUACAGCCCGGUUCGUCGGUAGCUACCUCACUAAUACCCGGCGAGGCUGUCCGCAAGCAUGUCGCCAUAGCAAGCAUAACGGGCAAGGACUUCAAGAUUGAAAAGAUUCCUCUUAGAAGUGUGCGCCCAUUCGUCGCACGAGAGCUGGUCCUGGCACAAGAAAAGCGAUUCAAGGGCUUGGAAAAAAAGAAGGAUAACCGGCAGGAAGUCACACGGCGGUUAAUGGAAGUUGUCGACGAGAUGAUUGAAGAGGCAAAUGCCGACUGGGAGGCGAUCCAGACGGAUGAGGAGGCGCUCGAGGAUCGCCCGCUGCCGCUCAUUCGCCUGAAAGUCGAGUAUACAGCACCAGAGGGUGGCCAGUUUGAGUGUGAAAAUCCGCAACGAUUUUCCAACAGAUUCGUCGGCAAGGUGGCCAACAUCAACGAUGUUGUGUACUUUUACCGCAAGAAAACGGCACAGCAGGUGCUGAAUAUUGCCGAAGGGGACAUAGUCAAGGUCGAAUCGAUCGUAUCGGAUUUCUUGUCGGCUCAAUCACUCAAGGUACUUCCGCAGGGGCCAUUUGGUGACGCUGUCAAUCAGUUCGUGUCCAAGGAUGACAAACAUGCCAUGGAGCUUUUUGUAUCGGAACAUCUCACCGGCCAGGUCCAGCAGCUUCUGAAUCUUGAGUCAGACGAUGAAGACCUCAACAGUGCAAUGGACCUUUACAGGACAAGGAUUGAGCAGCAGAUGGCAAGUGGAGCGGGCUCUAGAAGCAUGCCAGAACGAAAACGGAUUCUUAAACCUAAGCCCUCAACUUGGGAUAGCGACUUUGACGGCAACUGGGAAGAUGAGCCUGACGCAUGGACAUAUGAGGACAUAGCUGCACCCAGCUUUGCACCUUCAACAGGGAGAGCCUCUCGCACAGCCAGGCAGAGCAAGGACGUGAACGAGGACGAGGACGAGGACCCGCUUCCGAAGACCACUAAGCGUACCAGCACACGCACAGAAGCAGCAGCCAAGGGCGCUCCGGUAAAGAAGGCUGCAACCGCCAAGAAGACUUCUGCAUCCACACGUGGUGGUAGCCGCUCCUGCAAGGCUAAGGAGCCCAGCGAGGUUGAGGAAGAAGACAUUGUCAUGGCGUCCGACGACGAGCCACCUGCGCCGGUAAAGAAGACGACAGCCAGGCAGCCGGCUACGAGGGCAGCGCCAGCAAGAGCUAUGAGGACGAGGCAAACGACUCUUGACUUCAGUGAGUCCCAGCAGACGGGACGACGCGGAGCCGCAUCGCAAAAGGCUGCUGAACUAAGUGAUGAUGAGAUUUCGGAUGAAGACGAUGCAUUCGAUCCGCCGCCUUCCACUGUCACUCGUCGGUCAACGAGGCGGUAG